Molecule: messenger RNA, 1818 nt
Organism: Lodderomyces orthopsilosis Co 90-125
Lineage: Eukaryota; Fungi; Ascomycota; Pichiomycetes; Serinales; Debaryomycetaceae
Exons: 1
Coding region: 1-1818 (605 amino acids)
Biological process (GO): amino acid transmembrane transport
Cellular component (GO): membrane
Molecular function (GO): L-amino acid transmembrane transporter activity
Source: RefSeq, a predicted model, not a curated record
AUGUCACCAAUUUCUAAAUCAGAUAGUGAUAGUGGGAAGAAUCUUUCUCGUUCAGCACAUUCACCAGAGCACUCUCCUAAAGUAGAACUACCCACUCGCUGUUUAGCCAGUCAACAAAACGACAAUUCUAUAAGUCAAGAAUUUGAUAACAUUGAAAUGGUAUCCAUUGAUAAGCCAUAUGAUUCUAAAGCACCGGUAGCUGGGCUGUACACUGAACUAAUUUCAGAGGAUGAAGUUGCCACAGAACCGCUAAGGGCAUCCCACAAUCGUCACCCUUCAUCACAUUUGCAAAAUUUGGAAGAUUUGCCCCAAGGCAGGCACUUGGGGCUAUACUCCACAAUAAUUCUCUUCAUUAGCAGAAUACUAGGAAGUGGAAUUUUCAGUAUUACAUCGGGGAUAUACAUUGAUUGUGGACAGAGCCCAUUUCUUUUCUUCCUUGCUUGGAUCAUUGCGGCAAUUGCCUCAUUCGGCGGAUUAUAUGUGUUUCUCGAGAUGGGGUCAUUGGUACCUCGAAGCGGUGGAGCAAAAGUGUUUCUAGAGUUUAUUUACACCAAGCCAACAUUGUUGGCUACAGUUGCAUUUUCAAUUUACCUGGUCAUGUUUGGGUUUACGAUUAGUAAUGUUUUGGUGUUUGGAGAGUAUUUUAUACAUGCUUUGGGAAUUACUAUCACUCCAUGGAGAAUUAGAGUAACUGGAUUGUUGUUUUUAUAUGCGGCAGCUUUGAUACAUGGGGUAAGUGUAAAUCAUGGUGUUAGAGUCCAAAAUGUUCUUGGCGCUUUAAAAUUGGUUCUUGUUGGAAUCAUGGUCGUCAUGGGUUUAUAUGUUGCCAUUCUCCCACAAACUGUGACAGAAUUGGAGAGUCACUUAUCAUGGGACGGUUUUUGGCAGGUGAAAGCCAAGGCUAAUCUAUCCUCAUUCUCUAGUGCUGUUAUCAAAGCUAGUUUUGCAUUCAGUGGUUGGAAUUCUGUGCAUACCGUUUCUAAUGAGAUACAGGAUCCCAUUAAGACAUUCAAGAUUGCGGGUCCUGUAUCACUUGUAAUCAUGGCAUUCACCUACGGUAUCAUCAAUUUAGCUUACUUAAUAGUUAUUCCUGAUCAAGAAAUUGUCAAUUCCUCAACAUUAGUCGGAUCUAUUUUGUUUGAAAAGAUUUUGGGAAAGAACUUGGGACGUCAUUUCUUAACAUUUGCUAUUGCCAUUUGUGCGGGUGGAAACAUCUUUGUUGUCAUUUACACCAUUUCUAGAGUUGAUCAGGAAGUAUUUCGCGAAGGGUAUUUGCCAUUUUCAAAAUUCAUGUCAUCUAAUUGGCCCUUUGGAGCACCAUUGCGAAUCCUUAUUCUAAGCUGCGCAAUCACUACCGUCAUGAUUUUAGGAUUUCAUGAAGGUGAUGUAUACAGUUAUAUGGUGUCACUUGAGGGAUACCCACAACAAAUUGCCAUUGCGUUGAUCGCAGUGGGUAUAUUUAUAAUUCGCAAACGUUACCCAGAAUUGCAUGCCCCGGUUAGAGCUGGAUAUUUUGGCACAAUUGCAGUUUUAUUGAUCAGUAUUUACUUAGUCAUUGGGCCAUUCAUAUCCUCGAGCUCGCCAAACCCCAAAGGAUUGGAAAGUUGGCCGAACUAUGGACUAGUGGGCUUGAUAUGCGUCUUAAUAUGUAUAUUAUAUUGGACUUUAAUGUUUAGAAUUUUGCCAUGGUGGGGCAACUAUCAAUUAAUGAUUGAAGAAACUACCUUGGGUGAUGGGUUAACCGUGAAAUCAUGGGAGAAGGUUCACACUUCCCACAAUAUGCCGUAUAGAACUUUGCUUGACGAAACUGUUGGAUAG